Molecule: messenger RNA, 1442 nt
Organism: Ostertagia ostertagi
Lineage: Eukaryota; Metazoa; Nematoda; Chromadorea; Rhabditida; Trichostrongylidae
Source: the annotation of a GenBank genome assembly
GCCGGCUUCAUCGCACUAGAGGGUUCAUGUCGUAAUAUUCGCUGUGCUCUUGUUGUGGAUUGUGGUUUCUCUUGCGUCACCGUGGCUCCGUUCCUAGAUGGGAAAGCUAUCCAACAGGGGAUCGUACGAAUUGAUGUUGGUGGAAAAGUACUGACAAACCAAUUGAAAGAAUGGAUAACGUAUCGUGAUUUAAAUGUUCUCGAAGAGACAUAUAUAAUGAAUCAAUGCAAGGAAGAUGCUUGUUUCGUCUCAUCGGAUUUUAAUAGUGAUAUGAAGAUUGCAAGAUAUCGCGAUGGUCGCAAUACGAUACGUCGUGAGUACGUCUUGCCGGAUUUUUGUCGGCUGUUUCGUGGUUAUCUGAGGGAACCGUCGACAGUGGGGAAGUUUUCUUUGCCAGAGGAUUCGCCACAGCACAUCACUAUAAAUCGGGAACGCUUUGCUCUACCCGAGAUUCUUUUCCAUCCAUCAGAUAUCGGGCUUAAUCAAAUGGGUGUCGUGGAAGCUGUCGUUGAGUCAUUGUCGCGAUGUCCAGUGAAUUUGCGGCCAGCACUGGUGCAGAACAUCUCUCUCGUAGGAGGAUGCACCCUCUUCCCCGGAUUCCGUGAUAGAUUCAUAUCUGAACUCCGUUCUUACAUGGAUGUGGACUGGUGCGUAGCUCUAGCUGAUGUCACGAAUCCUAUUACUCACGCGUGGUCGUGCGCUUCCGCAGCGUUUUCGGAUGCUACUAUUUAUGUCGGAGGACUCGACGAAAAAGUUACUGAGAAUGUUCUUUGGGAGCUGAUGGUUCAGGCCGGUCCUGUAACAAGUGUAAAUAUGCCCAAGGAUCGUGUGACAGCAAAUCAUCAAGGAUUUGGUUUUGUGGAAUUUGUGGGCGAGGAGGAUGCAGACUACGCAAUUAAGAUCCUCAAUAUGAUAAAGCUGUACGGAAAACCUAUCAAAGUGAAUAAAGCGAGUGCUCAUGAGAAAAAUAUGGAUGUUGGUGCCAACAUUUUUGUUGGAAAUCUUGAUUCAGAGGUCGAUGAAAAGCUUCUUUACGAUACCUUCAGUGCAUUCGGUGUUAUUCUACAAGUUCCUAAAAUUAUGCGUGAUCCGGAAACAGGCAACAGUAAAGGGUUUGCCUUCAUUAAUUUCGCGUCAUUCGAAGCUUCCGAUAUGGCAAUGGAGGCCAUGAAUGGGCAAUUCCUUUGCAAUAGGGCAAUUUCUGUUUCUUAUGCUUUCAAAAAGGAUGCAAAAGGCGAACGACACGGUACAGCGGCAGAGCGAAUGUUGGCUGCUCAGAAUCCGCUGUUUCCCAAAAGAUCGUCCAAACCAGGUGCGUCACUGAUGUUCUCGGAUGCUCCUGGUCGCCUCCCAUUCCCUCCACCGAUGCCUGGAAUGCCUCCUAUGCCGCCUCCAUUGCCUAUGGGCAUGGCUUUCCCUCCGCCGCCACCGACAGCUACACC